Messenger RNA from Medicago truncatula (barrel medic), 1983 nucleotides. Its product is annotated as trihelix transcription factor PTL. Bases 219 to 1724 code for a protein of 501 amino acids. The record is from RefSeq and is a predicted model, not a curated record. Lineage: Eukaryota; Viridiplantae; Streptophyta; Magnoliopsida; Fabales; Fabaceae. The transcript is spliced from 2 exons.
UACUACUUAAAAAUCAUGUCCUUUCCUCUCUCAUAAUACAUUACCUAGCUAUAGCUACAUAGAUGAGUGAGUCUAACUUUUAAGACUAGCGGUAGACUCGGAUCCUGUCUCCUUUCAUUUCAGUUUCAUACCAAAAAAAUUAAAUUAAAUAAAAAAUCUCAUUUCUUCAUAUAACCAUCCAAUCCUUCUUCUCUCUCUCUCUGUGAGCAGUAAAGAAGAUGAGUGACCUAUAUGGGUUACCGGAGGAUCUCCGGCGGUUGAUAACAUCAUCAAGAAACACUACACAUCUACCAGCAGAACCACCAUGUUUGUAUGGUGGUGCUGCUACUUUUCCUCCACCAAAUUAUUCCUAUGACCCUAUGAUGGUUGGUGAUGUUUUCUACCCUCGUAGUAACUUCACUCACCACCACUAUGACUAUUCCUCCACUGUUAACCCUACAACUACCACUAUAGCUGCUGCUUCAAAUUCAGAUCAUGCUACUGCUUCUACUGCAUUCUGUGUAGGUUUAGAAACUUCUGAUAAAGGAUGGCUUGGUAACUUUGAUUCUUGUAACAACAGAUGGCCCAGACAAGAGACUCUUUCUCUUCUAGAAAUCAGAUCUCGUCUUGAUUCUAAGUUCAGAGAGAAUAAUCAGAAAGCACCCUUGUGGAAUGAAAUUUCUAGGAUAAUGGCUGAGGAAUUUGGGUACCAAAGAAGUGGAAAGAAAUGCAAAGAAAAGUUUGAGAAUUUGUACAAGUAUUACAAGAAGACCAAGGAAGGUAAAGCUAGUAGACAAGAUGGUAAGCACUAUAGAUUUUUCAGACAGCUUGAAGCAAUAUGUGGAGAACCAAACACAAAUUCUCACGCCUCAACUUUAGACAAAAUUACCCCUAAUGCUUCCUUUGUUGCUACUCAAACUCCAACCUUCACAAUUAACCAAGAAAAUACUAAUGGUGUUGAUCACAAUUUGAUCCAUAACCACAAGUACUCACAAAGCCUAAGUUUCUCGAACUCGUCUGAAUUUGAGACAUCCUCAUCUGAAAAUAACGAUGAGGAUCUCUCAACUAUUGCACACACUAUGAAAUCGUCGAAGGAGAAAGGGCAAAGUGGUCAUAGGAGGGCAAGGAAAAGUUGGAGAGGUAAAGUUGAGGAGAUUGUAGAUUCUCACAUGAAAAAUAUUAUUGAGACUCAAGAUGCUUGGAUGGAGAGAAUGUUGAGUGUUGUUGAACAAAGAGAACAAGAGAUGGCAUCAAAGGAAGAAGAAAGGAAGAGAAAAGAGUCAAUGAGGUUUGAUCAAGAAAUACAUGAACUUUGGGCUAAAGAAAAAGCAUGGGUUGAAGCAAGAGAUUCUGCAUUGUUAGAAGUUGUAAGAAAACAUAUUGGGAUACAACUUGAAGCACCAAAUAAGAGUAAGAGCCAAGAAGCAAAUGAUACAACAAAUUAUGAAUACCCUUUUGAAAGUGUGGAUAAUAUUCAUAGAUGGACAGAAAUGGAGAUUUCAAAUUUGAUACAACUAAGGAGUGGUUUUGAACAUCAAGUAAGAGAAAAGGGAUAUUUGGAUGACGGUGUUUGGGAUGAAAUAGGUGAAAGAAUGGUUUAUAUGGGAUUUAAUAGGAAUGGAGCUGAGUGCAAGAAAAUAUGGGAUGAUAUUAGUAUGUCUCUAAGAAGGACAGUGGACUGUGGAGUCAAAAACACAAGGCCUUGGUGUUUGGGACUUAAGGUGACAGAUGAUGACGACCUUUGACACAAUUCAUGUAACACAUGCACAUGAAUCAGAGUUUUUUGGUUCUGAGCAUGAAAAAGGGUCAUUGACUUGCAAGUUUGGUUCAUUGAAAAUCACAAGGUGUGUAAGACUCUAGCUAGACCAUGUCUUUUAUAAGUUUAAAUAGGUUGUAUGUGUACGUAGGACUAAUGCUUGAGUGUAAGCUCAUUGACAUUUGUUGUUUAAUUUUAUUGACAUCAAAUGCAUAUGCUUGAGUUCUAUAAUGAAUCAUAUUUAUGAA